GACCUAGCAACGACACACCAAGCGCGCAAGGUCAUAUCAUGUCUCUAUCGGUUCAAGCGAUCAUCCAACAAGAGGCCGAAUGCCAACUUCCCUCCUUUGACAGCAAUGUCGCUUGGGAAUUGGGCUGUAUCAUUCGUAAGAAUGUACAAAAAAAAUUCACCAGGCCAGUCGUGGUAUACAUAGCCCGCGCAAACUCGAACCAGCUUAUGUUCUUUGCCCCAUCUGGUCCCGGAACGCUUCCCGAUAAUAUGCACUGGGUGAAACGCAAGGAAGCAGUUGUUCUUCGCUGGGAAGUAUCAACGCUUUUGAUGCGUCAGAGACUUUCAGAUAUGGGGAGUUCAUUACAACAAAAAUAUGAGAUGAACGACCCAAGCGUGUAUGCUGUCCAUGGAGGAGGCUUUCCGCUCAAGGUGAAAGGUGUGGAAGGGUUGGUCGGCGUCAUCGUUGUGAGUGGGUUAAGUCAAGAGGAUGACCAUGCCGUCAUAGUGGAAAGUAUCAAAGAAUAUCUG
Molecule: messenger RNA, 509 nt
Organism: Serpula lacrymans var. lacrymans S7.9
Lineage: Eukaryota; Fungi; Basidiomycota; Agaricomycetes; Boletales; Serpulaceae
Exons: 2
Biological process (GO): post-translational protein targeting to endoplasmic reticulum membrane
Cellular component (GO): TRC complex
Source: RefSeq, a predicted model, not a curated record